Molecule: messenger RNA, 2172 nt
Organism: Anoplopoma fimbria (sablefish)
Lineage: Eukaryota; Metazoa; Chordata; Actinopteri; Perciformes; Anoplopomatidae
Gene: tp53i3
Product: tumor protein p53 inducible protein 3
Exons: 7
Coding region: 207-1223 (338 amino acids)
Molecular function (GO): quinone binding; NADPH binding; quinone reductase (NADPH) activity
Source: RefSeq, a predicted model, not a curated record
GCCAAACACAAGUCCAGUCUAAAUAAUGGCACAACUAAACUUCCCCAAAGCUCACCCAGUCAUCCCACAGUUCAUGAACUGUUGACAUCUUUGUCUGUUGCCACUGCUGGGACCAUAAAUGCAUCACAUCCUGCACACUGGAAGAUUUUUUACUCGGAAACACUUACCAGACAGGACGGCACAAGUGUUGCUCUAGCUUUUCCAAGAUGAUGCGUGCAGUGUGUGUUGACGUACCGGGAGGACCAGAGAAUUUGCUGCUGCGAAAUGUCCCUAGACCUCAGCCUAAAGGUGGAGAAGUCCUGAUUAAAGUUCAUGCAACUGCACUCAACAGGGCGGACCUACUGCAGAGGAGAGGAUUGUACCCGCCUCCCCCAGGUGAGAGUGACAUCAUAGGCCUGGAGGUGGCUGGUACUGUGGAUGCUCUGGGUCCGGGGGUGAAAGGAGGCUGGAGGCCAGAUGACCGGGUCAUGGCCCUGCUCUCUGGAGGAGGAUAUGCAGAAUAUGUUUCUGUGCCGGAGGAGCUUCUCAUGCCGGUUCCCCCAAGUCUCACUCUCUGCCAGGCUGCUGCGAUCCCGGAGGCCUGGCUCACUGCUUUUCAGCUGCUGGUUUUCAUAGCUCAGGUGAAGGAGGGUGAGGUGGUUCUGGUUCACGCCGGAGCCAGCGGAGUGGGAACAGCUGCUGUUCAGCUGGUUCGUCUGUUUGGUGCCGUACCCGUGGUUACUGCAGGAAGCCCCGAAAAACUGAAGAUGGUUGAGAGUCUGGGAGCUGCAGCCGGGUUCAACUACAAAGAGGAGAGCUUCACGAAGGGAGUUCAUGACUUUACAGGAGGGAAGGGAGCAAACGUCAUCCUUGACUGCAUCGGCGGCUGUAACUGGGAGCAAAAUGUGAGCUCCUUAGCCACCGACGGCAGGUGGGUGCUGUACGGCACCAUGGGAGGCCGGGCGGUGGAGGGAGAUCUGCUGGGAAAGCUGCUCUCCAAGCGAGGCCACUUGCUCUGCAGCCUCCUCCGCUCUCGCAGCCUUCAGUACAAGGCAGACCUUGUGAAGGCUUUCUCACACAGAGCGUUGCCGUGUUUCUCAGACCAGCCCGCCUCCCUCAGGCCGGUGAUCGACAGCACAUUCAACCUGGAGGACAUUGCAGAAGCUCACAGACACAUGGAGGCCAACAAGAACACGGGGAAGAUCGUCAUUAAUGUGAUUCCACAGAAUCAGGAAACUCAGUGAUGAAGAGCUGCAGUAGUAUUAACAGAAAUGUAACUGCUCUGAAAUAUGAUAUUUGAUUUAUGUCAAUGAAUCUUACCACAGUGUUAACUGAAAACAAUUUGUCUAACACAAAUGUUAAUCAUGAUUUUAAAUAUGCCUUAUCCACCAAUAGUCCAGAGAAUAACAUUGUCAUUUCUUCUGUUGUGUCACGAUUAACUAAUACUAAAUGUUUAUUAGUAUUGUGUUCAUACUAGAGAUUAAAGAGACUGACACUGACUCUCCUUUUCACAGAUAUUUUACAAAAUAAUGCUAUAACAUGUUUUUAAAAAUAUUACAGAAAACCAUUAAAAGAGGCCUGUGGUAGAAGCCGAGCUAUUCUCCUGUCAAACAUAUUCAAAUUUAAAUGGGAUUUAUUUAAUGAAGGCACACUAAAGACUUUGAAGUUGUAUUAUGUCAAGAAACAAAACAUGAUAAAAAUGACUGCGUAGAAUUAAAAAAUUCCAUACAGAUUUUAACCAGUAUGGUAGGCUUACAUUUGAAAAUUUCCCAUAAAUCAUAAUUUAGCUUCUUUAUAAAAGUGUGUUUACUUAGAUUGCUCCCCUCUAGAGGCACCCUUUAGUAUUUGAGCUUUGGAUCUUUGAAUUUUUAAGUGGGUAGCUAAAUCACGAUAUCUAUCUUUAUCAUGAUUUAUAGGUUGAUUUAUAUUUCAUAAUAGUUAUAAGAAUCUAUAAAGUGACUUAUGUUGUCAAAUACAUUUUGUGGAGUGAAAAGUAUAAAACUGGUUUCCAAAAGGUAGUGUGGAGUAGAAGUAUAAAGUUUGCAUACAUGGAAAGUACAGUACUUGAAUAAACAUCAGCGUUUGAAAAGUAAUAACACAUACAGUACCAGUCAAAAGUUUGGACACACAUUCAACUACUUUGAAGAAUCUAAAAUAUAAAACAUAUUCUGGUUUGUUGAGCAUUUGUUUGUU